This is a messenger RNA of Solanum verrucosum, 1527 nucleotides long. Its product is annotated as transcription factor bHLH68-like. Gene Ontology annotation, molecular function: protein dimerization activity; RNA polymerase II cis-regulatory region sequence-specific DNA binding; DNA-binding transcription factor activity, RNA polymerase II-specific. Lineage: Eukaryota; Viridiplantae; Streptophyta; Magnoliopsida; Solanales; Solanaceae. Bases 199 to 1179 code for a protein of 326 amino acids. Gene Ontology annotation, biological process: regulation of transcription by RNA polymerase II. The transcript has 7 exons. The record is from RefSeq and is a predicted model, not a curated record. Gene Ontology annotation, cellular component: nucleus.
ACUUGACAAUGAUAUAUAUAAUACAGCCUUGAAAGCCCUUCAAGAAAGUCUCCUUUUAUUGCACAAAAAAAAAGGAAAAAAAUAGUGAUGUGCAAGAGCAAAAAGUAGUGAGAGAUACCGGAGAAGAAGAAAAAGAAAGAUCACAAAUUUGUGUUGAGAGAGGAGGUGAAAAAUAAUCAUCAGUAGUACUAGUAGCAAAUGAUGGCUGGAAACCCUACUAAUUGGUGGAGCAUGAUCAUGAAUGGAAACAUGCAUCCACAAUUAUCUCAUGAUCAUGAUCAACAUAAUUCUUCUUCUAAUUCUAAUUCUUCACAUUUUUAUGGAGCUCAUAAUCCAAAUCAAGAUUUUCCUCGUUCAUUGAGCCAACUUCUUAUGAGUGGAUUUUCUGGUGAUGAAGAAAAGUUUGGUAUUAGUCCUUUUCAUGAGGCUGGGAAUUCAGAAGACCAAAGUUUGAAUUCCGUCCAUCCAACAUCAUCAACAACUAAUUUUAGGGUUCCUGUUGCUGAUGUAAAGCCAGAAUUGGCCCAAUUGUACGACUUUCAUCAUCAUCAUCAUGUCCACAACGAAUUUCAAACAUCCUCAUCACUGCAACAAAAACUCGAAUUAGAUACUGAUCAUUUUACCAGACCUUUAAUUGCUUCUAAUUGGUCUCAACAAGAUUUGUCUUCACCAGCUAGCUCUUGUAUUACAACAGGUUUAAGUCAUAACCUUUUGAAUUUCUCUAACAACAAAGGGGAACAUAAGCAUCAACAUCCAGAUCAUAAUUCAACUGAGUGUAACAGCACAAGCAGUGGUGGGAUUAGUAAGAAGGCUAGGGUUCAACAAUCUUCAGCUCAACCAUCUCUAAAGGUAAGAAAGGAGAAGCUAGGAGAUAGAGUAACAUCACUCCACCAACUUGUUUCUCCAUUUGGAAAGACUGAUACAGCCUCCGUCCUAUCAGAAGCUAUUGGCUACAUCAGAUUCCUUCAGGCUCAAAUUCAGGCAUUAAGCUCACCAUACCUGGGCAAUGCAUCAGGAAGCAUGGGUCACAUUCCCCAACAAUCACUGAAUGAUUCUCAGCACAAAGCGAUGGAUUUAAGGAGUAGAGGGUUGUGCUUGGUUCCUAUUUCUUGCAUGGCAAAUAUAGGAAGUGACACCGGCGCCGAUUACUGGGCUCCGGCUCUCGGAGGAGGAUUUUGAUGUUACAAGUGUUUAUUCUGAUUGGAUUUAAGUUAUAUACACUGACAAUAUAAAAAUACCGAGGAGUCAACAAACUGAUGAUAAGACGGAUCGGAGCCUCUGUGUCCUCAUGGAAUGAAUGAUAUAACAUCACAAAGCAGUCAUUCUCAGUAUGGAAGUCAUCAGAGCUGACUGUUUGUGAUGCUAUUUUGCAUUUGAAAUCGGGUCAAAGAUAAAGUGGUAUUGUCCAAUGUACAAUAUGGUCCUAUUUUCUUGAAUUUCAUGAAUAAUCAUACUACCUUACUAGGUAGUUCAUAAGUGUUGUAUAUGUAACUUGGAAAUCCAUAGGUACAAUCAACAUAUCGUUUC